Molecule: messenger RNA, 1224 nt
Organism: Entrophospora candida
Lineage: Eukaryota; Fungi; Glomeromycota; Glomeromycetes; Entrophosporales; Entrophosporaceae
Source: the annotation of a GenBank genome assembly
AUGUCCAAAGUACAUGAAUAUUUCAAAAGUGCUUCCGAAGAAUGGAACAUCCAGGACUUUCUGGAGCAAUAUGAUGUAGAACCUUUUGACCAGAAAAUUGACUGUUACAUUAAGAGUCUUGAGGCGAUUGUUAAUCAUGGUGUAGGCAAGAGAAAAAAGGCACAAUUUUUGCUCAAUAGGGCAUGGGGACUUUCUAGGUCAUCCCGUUCUGCAUUCAAGCUUCUAGCUUACCUAACACUGGUCCUGUCAAGGUGCAGGCAAUUUUCUAGAUUGCUAGAGCAACUUUCUAGGGCUAUAAAAACAAUUGUCAAAUUGCUAGAAGUUGGAACAAUGAAAGAUCUCACAACAAGAUCAAAAGAAAGCAAUGAAAAAGACAAUUCUAACAAAAUAUUCAAUGAGGAGGAUGAGGCUGGGGACAAUAUAGAUUUGGAUUAUGUAUCUAAGUUGAAAUUAUUCACAAGUCAAUCAACUGGUAGCACAAAUUAUGCAGAUAAAACAAUAGGUCCAAAGUUGGCUAAUUUUACAAAAAAGCGUAAUAAAUCAUUUGAAGAAACAGAAGAGCAGAAGGAACCCAAAUGUACAUAUGUAUUGGAAUGGGAUUUAUAUGAGAAUAUGAAACAAAUAGUUAUGGAGUGGACUAUUGAUGAUACAAGCAUAAGUGAUGCAUUUUUCAGUUUCAAGAAUUUUGCUGAAUCCCAAGCAGCUAGACAUGAAUUGAAAUUCAAAGAUAAUCCUGGCGAAAUUCUAGAGGCUUUAGAAGAAGAAAUUGACAAUGCCCAUAAUGAUUUAAGAACGAAUUUGAGUCCAUCUGAUAAAAAAUCGUUGAGAACUAGUCAGAAUAUUUGGAAUCACAUUGCAGAGAAUUGGCAAACAAGUUUUGAUAGUCCUCAAACAAUAGAAGAUACCCAUGUACAUCAUGCAAUGCAUCCUUUUUUAUGCCCAUUUUCCCCCAAUGGACCAGAUAGGAUGAUUGAUUGGAAAACAAAUGACAAUGAUGAAGGACAUAAACCCGACUUCAUGAUCACAGUUAAUAAAAGAAGUGGCAAAUUUGAAGUUGUGUUUGGCCUAUUCAAAUUACCUUAUAAAAGUAGCUCUCAUUUCAUGAAUGUUGAUCUAGUGGAUCUAGGAGUGUUAAUGAAAGAUUCCACCAAAGAAGUAAUCUUUGGAGAUAUAAUAGUCAUAAGAAAUACAGAAGAUACUGAUUGGGAAUUUGCAAUAUAUUAA